ACAGAUUCCUUCUCUCAGCUCAAGUUGCGCGCUUAGGGUUUCUUCUUCUUCCACAAGCGGAUUAGGUUUAGGGGUUCACUUUCGACACUGUAGCUACCUCAACAAUGGCGGAGCAGACGGAAAAGGCGUUUCUGAAACAACCAAAAGUCUUCUUAUGCUCGAAGAAAUCUGAACAUUGGUCUGGUUUCAAGACUCCCAGAGAAGCUACUGAAGGUGCAUACAUAGACAAGAAAUGUCCCUUUACUGGCACGGUUUCUAUUAGGGGCCGUAUCUUGGCGGGCACUUGUCACAGUGCCAAAAUGCAGAGGACAAUCAUUGUCCGGAGGAACUAUCUUCAUUUUGUUAAGAAGUAUCAAAGGUAUGAGAAAAGGCAUUCGAACAUUCCUGCUCAUGUCUCACCGUGUUUCCGUGUCAAAGAAGGAGAUCACGUGAUCAUCGGGCAAUGCAGACCGCUGUCAAAGACGGUGAGGUUCAAUGUCUUAAAGGUCAUUCCAGCUGGAAGCUCUGCUAUAGGCAAGAAAGCAUUCAGUGGAAUGUAGAGAGUUCUUAAGGCGGGAUCAAUCCACUUCAAGAGGAUUUUGACUUGUUUUGCUUUUGGGUUUUACUCAUGUGUUAAUCCUCAAAGAGAAACCUCUGUUUUCACUUUUGUUAGCGGCAACAUGAUGUUCUAAAACUUCAUCUAGUCAUUAUAUAAGAAUGAUUCUCUGUUGCUGAUUCUUUUCAUUUUUGAUUAUCUCUUCUUGAAUUACUAUAUCUAAGGUUUAGAAUCUAAAGCUUGUGUGAUUUAAUAUUUUGUUGUAUUGUGUAAAAGCUACUUAUUGUGAUCAAGAACACAUUGAUAUGGUAUCUGAUGGUGGAUUGGACAAGA
Molecule: messenger RNA, 868 nt
Organism: Eutrema salsugineum
Lineage: Eukaryota; Viridiplantae; Streptophyta; Magnoliopsida; Brassicales; Brassicaceae
Product: 40S ribosomal protein S11-3
Exons: 7
Coding region: 105-539 (144 amino acids)
Biological process (GO): translation
Cellular component (GO): cytosolic small ribosomal subunit; ribosome
Molecular function (GO): structural constituent of ribosome
Source: RefSeq, a predicted model, not a curated record